AUGGAUGUUGAAAAAAUUACCACAGAGAACCACUACAUGCCACUAGCCUCUUGGAUCCCUCAGCUUUCCGGAGCACCCUUUGCUAUGUACUCACAGGCAGGAAUUCCUGGCUUGAAGAUGGGUCGCAAAAAUGCAGAUCCCUUGGUUGGCCUUCCCAGUCUGACACAUAGAAAUUACAAUGCUGCUGAGACCAAGAAGAUCGAUAUGAAGACUUUCAGAUUUCGGAAACGAACCAGUAACGGGUUAAACCAUUUCAGCCUGUACGUCAAAGGAUUUGAAUUCGACACCAUCGACAAAGUCCAGAAUUCCUCCCAAGGCGGAGCCAUUCCAUCAGAGUGGGCGGAUUUCGGGGGCUGGCCUCUUGGGACUGGAGUUCCGCCGGAUGAGUUUUGGCGCACGAUUGUAGCCGAUCGGGGAAGAGAUGGAAAGAAUCCGCCUGUAUACUACGCACGGGCGUGUAAGGAGUCCUUCGAAAAAGGUGGCUACGUCAGUGGCGCCGUCAACACGACAGACCUGAUAAACAACGAAAGGUGCUCAGUGAUCGCACAAUUUUGUCGUAGGGUGCAGGCCGUGAUCUGGAACAGGGCGUUGGUCAGGACGAAAAGUGGAAAGCUCGGUUUAGCCGGUCCAAACGUCCAGCCUGGCGACAAGGUUUGCAUCCUGUACGGAUGCAGCGUGCCCGUUAUUCUUCGCAAGAGCGAGGAAAAGAGAGAAGAAAUAAUGGAGGGGGAGAUAGCAUGGGAACUCCAAUACCUGAAGAAGCAAUUGGCAGAGUGUUAUCGUGCGUAUGUUAGGCGCCGAGAAUUCUUUCAGCAAAAAUGGAAGGAUGACAAGGCGAAAUACAAACAAUGGGAAAUGACAAAGCGGGAAGAGUGGAAGCGGUCGAGAACCUCUAAAGAGUGGCGGAAAAAGUGGAAGAAAGAUACCGAGGAGAAGGAGGCAAAAGCGAAAAGCCUGGUCGUCAAGAAGUCGACAGCUGGCGUACUGAAGAUAAGAGACAGAAAAGUCUAUGUCCAGCAUUGCCGUGAAUUGUUUUGGUAUUGCAUCAUGCGAAUUGAUCGUGAAUUCGAUGCUUGGAAGCGCGGCAAGCGAGCGGAGAAAAAGGAAAGAGAACAGCGGCGAAAACAAGGCGAUAAGGCAAUGACUGAGGAGGACCAUGCUUGGGAUGAACCGAAUGUAAAUUGGCGGGAAUUUGAACUCUCACUGAGAUAUUUCCGCCGAUGGAAGAAGAGAACCAGGGACGUAAAGGAGAGCAUUCGAAAAGAGGUCGAAGCAGAAAUGAAGAAAAGGACGGAAGGAAAGGGCCAGGAGAAAGGCCAGGACCACGUCCAUGAAGCCGAACCCGAGCUCGUACGAGAACAACGAAAGAAAAAGCUGACCGAAGAGCAGAAGGAGGAGUACGAGGCGAAACUGAGGGAAAACGUCAAACGAGCGCUUGGGAAGGACCGGUUUUACAGUUAUCAGCUUUAUGGGGAAUGCUAUAUACACGGCAUGAUGGACGGGGAAGCCAUGUCGGUGCAGAACGGGAACUCUGGAGAUGAGAAUGCAAAGCCAAUUGACUCGACUGUUUUCGAAAUCAGACACCCUACCAUCAAGAAAAAUCAGCGGGGCUCUGGGUAUCAGCACCGACUCCUCCCCAAUCUCCGCCUUAGACGCGAUGAUCUCCCUGGAAUUGUUGCAGAACGAGACUGUCUUGGGCGCCGGCAGCUCCUGAAGCGUCCAUCCACGUCCAAGCCACUUCGCAUUCCUGGAAUGUCCUCUGAUCGUGUCAUCGAAGCGUAUCGAGCCGUUGUCAUCCGCUGCGCCAUCUCCAGGUCGAGAUAG
This is a messenger RNA of Exophiala aquamarina CBS 119918, 1824 nucleotides long. RefSeq lists its product as uncharacterized. The transcript is spliced from 2 exons. NCBI's taxonomy places the organism in Eukaryota, Fungi, Ascomycota, Eurotiomycetes, Chaetothyriales, Herpotrichiellaceae. The coding region runs from base 1 to 1824 and encodes 607 amino acids. The record is from RefSeq and is a predicted model, not a curated record.